AUGUUUGCAUCUUCAAUAGCUGAAGUCACCAAAAAAAGAAUUCUUAUGUUCGUCCUUUGUUUUUUCCAAUAUGCAUUUUUGCAUUGCUGUAGGUCAACGUGGAGCUAUGUAUCAGGUAGAAUGGUAGGGGAAGAGUAUUUCACGAAAGAAUACCUUGGCUAUAUUAAUUUUUCUUUUCUUUUUUGUUAUGGGCUUGCGAUAUCGAUGUAUUGAAUAUCGUAUUCGGUAGUUUAGGGCAAUUUGGAGAUAGAAUGAGUCUUAAAGUAUUUAUUUUAAUUGGAACAUAUACAUCAAGUUUUGUAUUCACUCUGAUUGGCGUAAUGAUCUACAUAGAAGCAAAGCAUAAUUAUGUAUUUCUGAUUUUGCAAAUAAUUAAUGGGAUAGGACAAUCAACUGCAUGGUGUGGAGUGCUUGGUAUAAAUGUUAAUUAAUUCAGCAAUUUUGAACAAUUGGUUUGUAACAGAUAAGAAAGUGAUACUAAUGGGAUAUUUUGCAGCCUGUCCAAAUAUAGGUAAUAUACUUGGUGACGUGUAUUCUGGUAUUUUGAUAGGGAAAGAUAAUUUACCAUUAUAUGCACCUAUAUAUUUAGCUGGGUCGUCAUUAUUCAUAAUGAAUUUGAUAGACACAUUUUUGCUGGAAAAUGCUCCACCUGAAGAAACAAAAAGGAGGAUGAUUGAAGAAUACGAAAAAUCAAAAGUAAGUUAGCAACCUUAGCUUAUGAUAUCAAUGAUUGAAAAAAAAUACGAGGAAAAUUUGGAUUAGUAUUUAGAUUACACAAGAAAAAGCUCACAAGUCUAAAAGAAAUAUAGUAUUUCUUAAAUGGCUGUUUAAGAAAAAAAGAAUAAUUUAAAUAACCAAUUAAAUUAUUUUAAUGCAUGGUUUGUUCCAAAUGUAGCACUCUAUGCGUUUGCUUUUGGAUGCGUAAAAGCAGUUUAUUAUAUUCUUGGAUUUUGGCUACCAAAUUAUUUGGACUCAAAAGAUGUCAAAGAUGUUGCCUGGAUUACAGCUAUGAUAGAUGUAGGUUCAAUUCCCGGAGGAAUUCUCAUUUGGUAAUUUAUUUGUUGAUAUCACUAUUCUAGUUUGAUUGGAUACUAUUAUAACAAAAGAGCAGUCAUUACAGUACCGUCGUUAUGGAUAGGUACCAUAAUAAUGAUAUCGGUGAGUUAUAGUGGCUCAUUUAAACAUGAAAUAGCAGGAUAUAUGUGCUUAAUAUUCCUUACAGGAUUAUUUAUUGGCGGAUGCUACAAUAAUAUUUCGACUGCAAUGACUGUAGAACUCAGUAAUUAACCAGAAUUAAAAAGUAACUAUUAUUUUCAUUUUAGAUAGUAAAUCUGCAACCUCAACUGUUGUUUCAGUUAUUAUGGGAUAUGCAGCCAUGUUUGCAGCCAUUAAUUAAUUGAUAGUUCCUUAUGUAGAAAAACGGUUGUUUCUUUAUUGUAGUGCAUUAUCCAUAAUUGGAGGGGUAUUUCUAACUCCAUUGAUUAUCAAUGAAGUAAAAAGAAAUAAAUAAAUGUCUUAACCACAAUGA
Messenger RNA from Paramecium octaurelia, 1528 nucleotides. NCBI's taxonomy places the organism in Eukaryota, Ciliophora, Oligohymenophorea, Peniculida, Parameciidae. The record is from the annotation of a GenBank genome assembly.